Messenger RNA from Brassica napus (rape), 7807 nucleotides. RefSeq names its product methylthioalkylmalate synthase 1, chloroplastic-like. Gene Ontology annotation, biological process: L-leucine biosynthetic process. Lineage: Eukaryota; Viridiplantae; Streptophyta; Magnoliopsida; Brassicales; Brassicaceae. Gene Ontology annotation, molecular function: 2-isopropylmalate synthase activity. The record is from RefSeq and is a predicted model, not a curated record. Bases 5722 to 7215 code for a protein of 497 amino acids. Gene Ontology annotation, cellular component: chloroplast. The transcript is spliced from 10 exons.
ACUUGGGUAUAUAAAAUAUUUUUGUCACGUAAUAUAUAAAUGGUGCCAUAUUUGAGGUCCAAGGUUCCUUAAUUAGUGGGAUUCAGAACGAUAUGCAAUAAGUCGUUCAAUUAUAUGUUAGUAUAUCAAAUUCAAUAUAAGGUGCUUAUGUUAUGAAUGGACAACCAAGGAUAAAUAUUGUUCGAGAGAGAGUUCUAAGUCAAGACGAUCCUUUAUCUUUUUUCAUCUUUAUUCUAUGUAUAGAAGAGCUGGUUAGCCUUCUUAAUCACAAAGAGAACCAAGGGAAGAUAACAAGGAUCCACGUCACACGCGCGUGUUUCUCAGUAUCACAUCUUCUCUUUCCUUAUGAUAGCUUUUUUUUUCUACAAGGCGGAACUCCGUGAAUGUGAAGAAGUGAUGAAAAUAGUUAUGGAGUAUGGACAAACAUCAGGACAAUGUAUUAACUUUGAGAAAUCUCUUUUACUCUUUGGUAAGAGGAUUGAUGCUAGACAGCAGAUUAAAGAUACACUUGGAAUCCAAAACGAAUGAGGAAUGAAAACAUACCUAAGAAUUACAAAAUAUAUUAGUGGGUCCAAAUGCAAGCUUUUCGCUUUUUUUAGGGACAAAUUACUGCAUAGAAUGAAUGGAUAGACAUGUAGAUAGCUCUCUAAAGGUGGAAAGGAAUUUUUGAUUAAAUCUAUCUUGCUAUCACUUCCGACAUAUGUUAUAUCUAUUUUCCUGCUCCUACUGGAGAUAUGUGAAAACCUAGCGAGUGUCAUUGCACAGUUUUGAUGGAUCUCAAACCCACCAAAGAGAGGAAUUUACUGGGCAAAAUAGGAAAAGCUUUGCUUACCAUGGGAGGAAAGUGAGAUUAGUUUCCGUAUGAUCCAUGAAUUUAACCUUGCUUUACUAGCAAAACAACUAUGGAGGCUAGUACAAUACCAUUACUAGUUGGUGGCUCGAGUAUUGAGUAAAAGAUACCACUGUAUGAGUUUGCCUUUGUGAUUAAUUCAUGUAAAUAAUCCAUCAUAUGUGUGGACCAGUAUUUCAGCGGCACGAAAGCUAUUGCUAGUGGGAAUCAGACAGAAGAAACAUUAUGGAUAUGAGGUCAAAGUGUGGGAGGAUCUUUGGAUCCCUACAACACCAGCUAGGCCGGCUCGACCUUUAGCCCUAGUUCUCCAUCUGAACAUGAGAGUCAGCGACCUUAUUAAUUAGGAAAUGAAAGAAUGACAUGUUGGGAUACUAGAGGAUUAUGUUGCUCUUGUUGAUAUACUUUUCAUAAGAAGUUUGGCCAUAAGCUCAACUCAUCGACGUGACACAUUCUGCUGGAGCUACACCAAGAAUGGCUAGUACAUGGUUAAGUCAGGAUAUUGGGUAGCUCGGACUUAUUGAAGGCUGAGGAGUAGAAAGAAGUACUAGAGCCAAGUAUUACUAAGCUUCAAACCUUUGUUUGGACGAUAAAAGCACCGCAUAAGAUAUGUCAUCUUAUAUGAUAGCUGAUAACAUGUCAUGUGGCCGUAACGAGGAAUUUGGUGCGGCGUACAUGAGAUGCGAUAAUUAUUGCCCACGAUGUGGUGAGCAUGAAGAAUCUGUUACCCAUGCUAUUUUUGAGUUCCCGCCAGCUUUACAAGUUUGGUCCUUAUCAUCGACACCUACAAGUCCAGAUAUUUUUUCAAGCCCGAGUAUGUAUACUAAUAUGGAUUAUCUUUUCUGGAGAAAGAACAACAUUGUCGAGCCAUAACUAGACAUGAAUCCUUAUCUCUGGAUAAUUUGGUACAUUUAGAAGGCUCGAAAUCACAAACUUUUUAGGGGGUUUAAUAGAGAUCCUUUGGAGUUAGUGCGCUAUGCAGAGAGUGAGUGUCAAGUCUGGUUCGAUGCAAACGAGAUGGUGACUCCAACUCCACAAGGACAUAGUAUUGAGGAACCUCAACUCUUAAGCUUGGGUAAUAUAUGCAUGAUAGAUGGGUCAUGGACAUCCACAUCACAGUUCAGCGGAUGUGGAUGGCUUUGGAUGGAUAGCUUUGGGAAGGUUCAACAUAUGGGGACACAAAAUUUAUACGGCGAGAGUAUGCUUUGGAUUAUGAGGUAGAAGCAUUGCGAUGGGUGAUGGAGAGCAUGGUUCAGUAUUCAACAUGUCAGAGCUUUGGAACGGACUGCAAAGAUUUGAUCGCCAUGAUAGAGGAGCCUCAUGCUUGGCCAAAGUUUGCAACAGAAUUGAAGAGGAUAGUGACUCUGAAGAUAUGCUUUCCGGACUUCAAAAUCACUCAUAUUCCUCUAGUGCAAAAUCAGAUUUCGGAUUCUUUAGCUAGGACUGCGAGGUCUUUUAAUAAAGAAAUCUGUUUUGUUGGUUGUUCUAUUUCGGUCUAGUUACCAGACCACCUCAAGUUUGAGUAAUAAAAUAGUCGUUCGUUGCCAAAAAAAAAUAUUUAAAUAGGUCAAACAAUCUUACAUAAGUAGAUUGUUUUUAGAACAAAGUUUAACCCCUAGCAUAUCUUUUUCGAUAGUGACGUAUGGUGCAUGACCUCAUCCUACCGUACGUCAUGGAAGGUGAAUUACGGAUGAUAAAUCCUUAAUGCAAUGCAAUAGUCUUAAUCUAAUCUUAUUAUUUAUCAAUCUAACGAUAAAGAACAAUUGCUCGAAAGAUAUUGUUAUAAAAUAAGAUAAAUUCACGUGUGCUUUUUGGAUUUCUAGUAAUACUCCACUGUUCCUUCUUUCUUAUGUAUAAAAGUCUUAGUGUCCAGAUCUGGUAUAUAUGACCUUUGGGGUGUGUAGCAAAGUAGGUAAGAUUAUUUCCAUAAGCAAUUAGUUUUAUAAGGCUGAUAAAUCCUGCUUGUCUACGGCUAGUAGGCCUCUCGUCACACAGCAUGUGGGUUUAUUCUAAGCAAUGUAUAGUGUGUUAAUUUUUUGGAGGCUCGUUAUUUUGUUUAGUGUCUCUGCAAUCACCAUAUGACUUUCCCGCAUGCUUAAGUCUCAUUCGCGCGAUAUUACAAAUCAUUUUCUGAUAUGUCAUCCAUCCUUUCAAUAUUCAAACUCAAACACACUUAAAUAUUGAGUUAUAAAGGUAGUGUGACCGAAAAAGUAAGUGUACUUUGGUGACAUAACUAGCCAAAUCAAUUCUUUUAAACUUUCCCACAUAUACCACAAAAAUGGAUGUUACAAUUCACCCCCUCUCACAGAACACAACGUCCUCCUUGUGUCCUAAGAUCGUUACCCAUGUUAGUGUGAGACCACACAUGACUCCACACUCGUAUGUGUUUGGCUCUGAUAUCACAUGUACCGUCUGCUCACGAUUAUUGGGCCUUCCACGCCCGCUCUUUCGGUCCGUGGGCAUCAUUCGGACAGUGCGUUUAUUUUUUGGAGGUUCAUUAGACUUGUUUAUUAGCUCUAAAAUUGUUGCAUGACCUUUCCACGUGCUUUGGCAUCACUCAUACGAUAUCACAAAUCAUUUUUCGAUAGGUCAUCCAUUUUUCCUCUACUCCAACUCAAACACAUUUAAUCGUGGACUUCUAAAAUGAUGUGUGGCCGAAAAAGACGUAUACUUUGAUGGCAUAGCUAAUCAAAUAAAUUCUUUUAAACUUUUCUACGUAUACCACAAACUGAGAUAUUAAGGAUGAGUUAAUUAGCUAUUUAGUACUAUUUAUCAGCUUGCAUUUCUAAUUAACAUACAUGUAUGCAAGUAGUUUAAAAAUUCCAUUGUUGAGAGAAUUAAUUAACUCAAGCUGAGUACUCAAUGUAUCUCUUUUUUUUUUUGAACUCACUCAAUGUAUCUUUCAUACGGUAAUUUGCAUGCACAAUGUAGUAUAGUCGCAUUAUCUCAUCCACUAGUUGGAAAGUAAUUUAACAUGCAUAUGGACAACUAACGGUGUUUUAUAUGCAUAUUGAGGAAUAAACUAAUUUAAGUAGUACCUCUUUUCUUUCUGCAUGCAAAUAGUACUUUUUAUUAGAUGAUUAAAUGGCGUCGAUUUUCCAGUUAAUAGUACCUUAAUCGUGUGGUUUACAGGUCUACAGUCCAUGGUCAACGCUACAAAAUGGUGAGAUUAUAAAAUAAUAAUAUGAAUUAAAUUAGUGUUUAAAAAUCUUGUGAACAUACGAUAAAAAUAGUUUAGUAAGAGCAUUUUCAUUUUGGAAGUUUCUUAAAGCAUCUCCAUUCAUAAGAUACCUCAGAACAUUUCAUUAAUGUGUAAUUAAUACUUUAAUAUGUUUAAAUUACAUCACUAAAAACUACAUCACUGAUUUUUUUUUGUUAUUAAAGACAUCUGGAGCAGUCAUGUGAACACAGGUGUGUUAAGAGUAUAUGUAAAAUUCUCAAAUAAAGAUCAUAUAAUUAUUUUUCUCUUUUAUAUUAUUUCAUUAUUUUACCGGUAGAAUAUCUUGUGGGUAACUAGCAAUUCUAUAUAUCAUAAUAGUGAAAGAGAAAAAGGUUGGAUGGAUAUGAAAAAAAUGAAAAAUUCAUCCGGAAAACUUGAUCUCCCCUAUUUAUAAUAUCAAUCUAAUUUUAUAUGAUUUGCAAUUUUUCACCAUCUCUGUAAUAUUAUUUGAAAAGUCAGUUUCCUAGAUAUCGCGAUAACGUUAAUUUUUAGAAUGAUUAAUUACAAUGAUAUUCUUAAUGAAAUAAAAAUAGAAUUAAUGUCAUUAUUAUAAUUUUUUUCUUUUUUGAUAUUUUUGCCUUUUUAUUUAUAUUUGUUUCCAAACUACAUAUAUAAAAAGGCAGUAGUUAUAAAUUUUAAAAACGUGGUCACUAUAUAUAAAUUGAUUUAAUAAAACAUAAAUUUCAUAAAAAAUAAGAUCCAUAUUAAAAGAAUUCCUUGUACAACAUAAUAUCAAACAAUAUAAUAGAUAUUUUUGAGAUAAAUGUUUUUAACUAAAAUUAAAUAUCACUUCUUUUUUUUAUUGGUUUUCAAAUAACAUAUAUAAAAAGGAAAUACAUAUAAAAAUUAAAACCGAGUCAUAUGAUUAUAAAUUGAUUUCAUUAGAAAAGGAAGUUUCAUUUGCCCAAAAAUGGAAAUUUCAUUAAAAAAAGAUUCAUGUUAAAAAUAUAUAUAUAAUAUAUAUAAUUUCUAUAGUUUAUUUAUUAAUUAUAAAAUAAUUUGAAUAUACAUAGGAUAUUGAUUAAUUACUACAGUUUAUUCAUUACUAAACAUGUGGCAAAAUGCGUUCUAGUGAAUAUCUAACAUGAUCUUGUUUGAGAAACUUUUGUUUCUCUUUCCUAAUUUUUUUUUUAUUAAUAAGAUAUCUAAAGAAUUUUUACGAAUAGAGUUGUUCUUAACAUGGAAAUUUUUUACUGGAUUCUUUAAAGAAAAAAUGCAUAUAAAACGUUAAUUAACAAGUAAUGCUAAGAAAAAAAUUAAUUAAUGAUAUUUUACAGUUAAACAGUCGAAUAUGUAUAAUAAACCAAUAAUUUAAUAUUCUUGUACAAUGUUUUUAAAUGUUAAGGGAAUGAAUAUUUAAACAUUCGAUUUCAAAAACAAUUUGUUCUCCUAUAUGUGAAUUUACAGGAUUUUAAAAGUGUUAUUUCUUAGUUGAUAUGUAUACACUAGUGUAUAUAGACAACAAAGCUGCUGCUGCCAUAUUUUUAACUAAAAUAAUGACAAGUACUAUAUAGGCCAUCAAGUUGGAUAAAUAUUUUUCACCUAUAAAUAAUGUUGAACGUAUAUAUUCUCCCUCUCAUCACAAAACAAAAUUCCUUACUAUCUCUUCUUUAAACCCGAAUAAAAAUAUAUCUCUCCCUCCUACUCCAUUGUAAUGGCUUCGUCACUUCUAACAUACUCCAUUAUGAUCCCCACCACAGGUUCCACGGUGGUUGUCCGGUCAGUGUUACCCAUUGAAUCUUCACUACCCUCUCUCCGCCGCCUAACCUAUCCGCACAAGAAGCCAACCUUGUUCAUCUCAUUUUGCUCCUCUACGUCCCAAAAGGCCGCAACUAGUAGUAUUGACCUCCAACCCGUCAUGAAACGGUGGCCAGAGUACAUACCUAACAAGAUCGCCGACAAGAAUUAUGUGAGAGUAUUUGACACGACGCUCCGUGAUGGCGAACAAUCUCCCGGUGGAGCUCUUACUCCCCUUCAGAAGGUAGAGAUUGCUAGGCAACUCGCUAAACUCCGAGUAGACGUCAUGGAUGUCGGUUUUCCGGCAUCGUCUGAGGAAGAGUUAGAUGCCGUUAAAAGCAUUGCCAAGACCGUUGGUAACGAGGUGGACGCGGAAACAGGUUACGUCCCGGUAAUAUGCGUCAUCGCAAGAUGCAAACAUGAGGACAUCGAGGCCGCUUGGGAGGCGUUAAAGUACGCGAAGAGGCCGAGGAUAUUCCUAUUCAUAUGCACAAGUGACAUUCACAUGAAAUAUAAGUUGAAGAAGACUAAAGAAGAAGUGAUCGAGAUGGCGAAAAGUAGUAUUAGAUUCGCUAAAAGAAUAGGCUUUAGUGACAUCCAAUUUGGUUGCGAAGAUGGCGGCAGAUCGGACAAGGAUUUUCUAUGCAAGAUUAUGGGAGACGCAAUAAAUGAGGGCGUAACGACGGUGACCCUCGCGGACACGGUAGGGAACAACAUCCCUCAAGAAUUUGGAGAAAUGGUGACCUAUCUCAAAACAAACACUCCUGGAAUUGAUGAUGUUGUCUUCAGCCUUCAUUGUCACAACGACCUUGGUCUUGCUACCGCCAACACAAUCUCCGGUGUGUGUGCGGGAGCAAGACAAGUCGAAGUAACGAUCAACGGAAUAGGCGAAAGAAGUGGGAAUGCUUCGCUUGAAGAGGUUGUACUGGCUUUGAAAUGUCGUGGAGCAUAUGUGAUGGAUGGUGUUUACACAAGAAUAGACACACGCCAUAUCAUGGCUACUAGCAAGAUGGUUCAAGAGUAUACUGGCUUGUAUGUUCAACCACAUAAACCCAUAGUAGGUACCAACUGUUUUGUUCAUGAGAGCGGCAUUCACCAGGACGGAAUUUUGAAAUAUCGGAGUACAUAUGAAAUAUUCUCACCAGAAGACAUUGGGGCCGAAAAAUCUCAAGAUUCAUGCAUUGUUCUUGGAAAGCUUAGUGGACGUCAUGCUGUGAAAGAUCGGCUAAGAAAGAUAGGAUAUGAAAUCAGUGAUGAGAAGUUCAACGAUAUUUUCUCACGAUUCAGGGAGUUAACCAAGCAGAAAAAGAGGAUUACGGACGCUGAUCUUAUUGCAUUAGUGGCGUACGGUGAUAAAAUCUCAUCAGAGAAAUUAACUAUUAACGGAAAUGGCAGCUCUCUAUUUGUAUAAAAUGACAUUACUUUGACAAAAAAAUGUAAUAAGAUGACACAUCAAAUGGGAUUUGACAUGCAUGUGUUCUUGUAAUGAAUAGAAUAAUAAUCAGUGUUGUUGGAGAAUGUUUUCUUAUAUGUUGUUUAGUUACUUCAGCAUUCUCAUGUAUUAAACUGAACUACGGAAUUGUAUCAAAACAAAGUUGUUUGAGACCUCUCUAUUCAGCGGUGGAGAAAGAAAGAACAAUGUGCUGUCAAAAUUAUGAUUCUAAUUUGGCUCCAAAUAUUUUAUAUCUAUAAAUAUCGAAACAUUUCAAUAAUACUCUUAUUUUUUAAUUUGAAAUCUGUCAAAUUUACUUGAAAAUUCGCAAAAUAACCGAAAAUAAACAAAUAAGUAAAUGAAACUAAUCAUUAUAUAUAGGAACUUUAGAUUAGAUAUUUAAAUUCCUAUACUACUUAAAAGAUCUAUUCGUUUACAACUUAACUAUAAACUAAAACUAGAUACGGAUCUGCGCCAUGCGCAGAAAUAUUUAUACUUUAUGUUUUAAAAUUACAAUUUUAUGAUUUGGUAAUAUUUUAUAAAUAUUGAUUCGACUCCAGAUUAUUUUUUU